GCGCGCGCGGCGUGGAUCGCUGCCGGAGCCGCCAUUGUUCCGCCGAGGGACGACAGUGGGGCCUGGCCCUGGCGCCGAGACGCCGCUUAGCGGCCGCCACUGGAGACACUCCCUCCCGUCGCCCCCCUCCUCCUGGCGGCGGCGGAGUGAGGCUGACUAGGGGGAACUGGGAGCCCCCUCUCCUGGCGGCGGCAGCUGCCGAUCCCCGGCUCCGGCGCGAGGGGCGGCCGCGAUGCGCUCGGCUUGAGGCAGUCCGGCUCGUCCCUUCCUCGCCUCCCUUGACUCUUCUACGGCGUCUGUGCGCCCCAGCGUCACCCUGAGAGUCUCUUUGACGGAGGGAAGAUGGCUGCACAGAGCUGGCAGGACGACCUGGCCCAGCAGGCCGAGGAGGGCUCGGCUCGGCUGCGGGAAAUGCUGUCGGUUGGCCUAGGCUUUCUGCGCACCGAGCUGGGCCUCGACCUGGGGCUGGAGCCGAAGCGGUACCCGGGCUGGGUGAUCCUGGUGGGCACCGGCGCGCUGGGACUGCUGCUGCUCCUCCUGCUCUGCUACGGCUGGGCCGCGGCUUGUGCCGGCGCCCGAAAAAAGCGGAGGAGCCCGCCCCGCAAGCGGGAGGAGGCGGCGGCCCUGCCGGCCCCGGCCACCGACGAUGUAGCCCUGUUGAAGAAUCUCAGGAGCGAGGAGCAGAAGAAGAAGAACCGGAAGAAAUUGCCCGAGAAGCCCAAACCGAAUGGACGGACGGUUGAAGUGGCUGACGAGGAAGUUGUCCGAACUCCUCGAAGUAUAACAGCAAAGCAGCCCUUAGAGACAGAUAAAAAAAAUGAAAAGUCAAAGAAAAAUAAGAAGAAAUCAAAGUCAGAUGCUAAAGCAGUGCAAAACAGUUCACGCCAUGAUGGAAAGGAAGUUGAUGAAGGAGCCUGGGAAACUAAAAUUAGUCACAGAGAGAAACGACAGCAGCGUAAACGUGAUAAGGUGCAGACUGAUUCUGGUUCAUUGGAUUCAACUAUCCCUGGGAUAGAAAAUACCAUCACAGUUACCACCGAGCAACUUACAACCGCAUCAUUUCCUGUUGGUUCCAAGAAGAAUAAAGGUGAUUCUCAUCUAAAUGUUCAAGUUAGCAACUUUAAGUCUGGAAAAGGAGAUUCUACACUUCAGGUUUCUUCAGGAAUGAACGAAAACCUCACUGUAAAUGGAGGAGGCUGGAAUGAGAAGUCUGUAAAACUCUCCUCACAGAUCAGUGCAGGUGAGGAGAAGUGGAACUCUGUUUCACCUGCUUCUGCAGGCAAGAGGAAAAAUGAGCCAUCUGCUUGGGGUCAAGACACUGGAGAUGCUAAUGCAAAUGGAAAAGACUGGGGAAGGAGUUGGAGUGACCGUUCAAUAUUUUCUGGCAUUGCUGCUUGGUCUAGUGUGGAUAGGGGAAUGAAUACCUCUGAACAGAAUUCUGCUUCUUUUGCAUCUCUCACACUUAACUCUGCUGUUUCUGGGUCUACUGCUGAGCCAGUUUCUCAUUCUACCACUUCUGAUUAUCAGUGGGAUGCUAGCCGUAAUCAACCCUAUAUCGAUGAUGAAUGGUCUGGGUUAAAUGGUCUGUCUUCUGCUGAUCCCAGCUCUGAUUGGAAUGCUCCAGCAGAAGAGUGGGGAAAUUGGGUAGAUGAAGAAAGAGCUUCACUUCUAAAGUCCCAGGAACCAAUUCCUGAUGAUCAAAAAGUUUCAGAUGAUGACAAGGAAAAGGGAGAGGGAGCUCUUCCAACUGGGAAAUCUAAAAAGAAAAAAAAGAAAAAGAAGAAGCAAGGUGACGAGAACUCUCCUACACAGGACACGGAAGAAUUAGAAAAAGAGAUUAGAGAAGAGCUUCCAGUGAAUACCUCUAAAGUCCGUCCAAAACAGGAAAAAGCUUUUUCUUUGAAGACCAUAAGCACUAGUGAUCCAGCUGAAGCACUCAUCAAAAAUAGCCAGCCUAUCAAGACUCUUCCACCUGCUGUUUCUACCGAGCCAUCUGUUAUUUUAUCAAAAAGUGAUUCUGACAAAAGCUCUUCCCAAGUGCCACCGAUGCUACAAGAAACAGAUAAAUCCAAGUCAAAUACUAAGCAAAAUAGUGUGCCUCCUUCACAGACCAAGUCUGAAACUAGCUGGGAAUCUCCCAAACAAAUAAAAAAGAAGAAAAAAGCCAGGCGGGAAACGUGAAUAUAUUUUUCCUGCAUUGGACAUGUGUUUGUAAACACUGUCUGGAAGAUUAUGCUGUUUAUGCAAUAAUUUGUGAACAUGUACAGAGUUUUAUAUAAAUUUAAACCAAUUUUUAAAACAAAACUGUGAAAACAACCACCAUAAAAAUGGAAUCAAAGGAAAGUUAAUUUAUGAAAUUAAGAGGUCAGCAGAAUAUACUACAGUGCUGGAAGACACUUGGGGAAAGUCUUUUCAAUUGAACAAGAACGAUCUUAAUUUAAGAAUAUUACCCUGGUUUUACAGCAGUGCCCUGUUUACAACAGAUUGUGCCCUGUCUCAUCUGCAGCUGAGGAAUAAAGGAUUCUGAUUAGAAAGAGGGUUGCCUACAAAUUGGUAGGCAGCCUCUUGGAUCUUAUGCACGGAACUUAAAACCAUUUGAAUCUGUUUUAUGCUUAAAUCAAAGUGCUUUGAUCAAAUGCAUAAUCUGCCAUAUCUUUACAUAUAUGUUGGUAGCAAUUUGUAUUAAAGGAAUCACAAGUGCAAAUAAAAGGUCAUUUAUCAUUUGUUAACUAAACUCAUGGUUUAGUUUACAAUUUUUAAAAAGUUCUUAAUUAAAACAUUGAACAUGCAGUUGAUGCUUGUAUGGCUUAUGAAGUUAUUUUUGAUAGUCUUACAUUAUUACUUGAAUUGUUCAAAGUUCAGUAUAUUUUAAAUUAAGAAAGGUAAACUAUAUGUAUUUGUUUUAUACUUUUAAGGCUCAGACUCACAAAUAAUGCUCUUGUUUAGGAUUUGAAAACUUCUAGGCAAAGUCCGACUUAACGUUUUCCCCUUUCCUUAGCAGUUACUUUUUCCCAACGUCAGCUCUUCUUCAUUGCUAAUCCAUUUCCGACGUUAGAAGUGAAAUCUUUCACGAAUUAGUUAUGCAGACAGAACUUUGAGUAUAUGAUGGAGAAUGAAAAACUAGAGUCAGACAGCUUUAAUUGACAUUGUCAAGACCUCCAGUUAUCAGGAAUACAUUUUUUUACUGCCUUAACCUAUAGUGCGUAGAAUAUGCAUCAAUUUCUUGAGGGAGAUUCGUGUUUUUAUAAGAAUUUUCAUGUAAUUAUUGCAAUUGUGGUCAAACAAGGAACGUUUUCUGCUUGAAACUAUUGAUUUAAAUGAUGUGUGAGAUGCUUCACCAUUUUCAGGCACUGUGUAAUUCUCUUGUAAUAAACUGGCAGGCAUCUUUGUACCUAUAAAUAGUGCAUGCUCAGCCAUGUACACUGUAAAUAGCCUUUACCAAACGUGUUUGACAAGGACCAUAAUUAACAUCACUUAGUGAGUUGUGAUAAAGAAAAAAAAGCCAUGAUUUAUUUGAUGUGAUUGGCUCGUUUUUAUGUGGUGCCAAGAACGAAACUGUUUAACAGCGUAACCAAUGGUACCGAUCUGUCCAUCCAAUCUUGUCUUUAUUAUAUCUGAUUGUGCUUUGAUAGUAUUGCAUUGUCAUACUGGGAAAGCUAAAGAAACAAAAUGGUUUUAGUUUUGCUGAAGACUGGCCUUAUUAAUGGACAGCUUUCCUAACAAGCGGUUAUUAACUUUUAUCAGGUGUUAACAUCUGUUUCAGGAACAUGGCAGUAUGUUUACAUGUCAGAAGUUUUGUUUAAUUCUAUGAUAUUUCUAAAUUGAUUUGUUUAAAUAAAUUCAGCAAAUGGA
This is a messenger RNA of Acinonyx jubatus (cheetah), 3852 nucleotides long. RefSeq names its product metadherin (gene MTDH). Gene Ontology annotation, biological process: negative regulation of apoptotic process; regulation of transcription by RNA polymerase II; positive regulation of angiogenesis. Gene Ontology annotation, cellular component: nucleus. The record is from RefSeq and is a predicted model, not a curated record. The transcript is spliced from 13 exons. Lineage: Eukaryota; Metazoa; Chordata; Mammalia; Carnivora; Felidae. The coding region runs from base 343 to 2181 and encodes 612 amino acids. Gene Ontology annotation, molecular function: transcription coregulator activity; NF-kappaB binding.